AUGACUUCUUCAAUGCUCAAAUUUUUUAUAACUAUGCUUCUUGCAACACUAUCAUUUCAAGCAUCAGGACAAUUCAUGGAAUGGUGCAUAGCUGAUGAGCAGACACCAGAUGAUGAGUUGCAAAGGGCCAUGGAUUGGGCUUGUAAUGUUGGUGGAGCAGAUUGCAGCAAGAUAAAAGUGAACCAACCAUGUUAUCUUCCAAAUACAAUCAAGGAUCAUGCUUCUUAUGUCUUCAAUAAUUACUAUCAGAAGUUCAAGAACAAAGGAGGAUCUUGCUAUUUCAACUCUGCUGCAUUGAUUAAUGCUCUUGAUCCAAGCCAUGGCUCUUGCAAGUUUGAGUUUAUCCCUUGA
This is a messenger RNA of Lathyrus sativus (Indian pea), 351 nucleotides long. Lineage: Eukaryota; Viridiplantae; Streptophyta; Magnoliopsida; Fabales; Fabaceae. The record is from the annotation of a GenBank genome assembly.